Molecule: messenger RNA, 741 nt
Organism: Protopolystoma xenopodis
Lineage: Eukaryota; Metazoa; Platyhelminthes; Monogenea; Polystomatidea; Polystomatidae
Source: the annotation of a GenBank genome assembly
GUGACGAAGCAGCGCUACGGCAGACCGCUUUUCGAUCAGCCUCCGCUGACGACCUCGACCCUUUCGAGCAAUUGUCCACUCCAACGCGGCGCCGUUCAGGUUCUCGUCAUGUCCGGCGGCCUGUCGGGCGGCGAUCUGUACGGCUCGGGACGUGUGAAAAAAUCGGUUUCAUUCGACAAAAAUCUGGAGACCAUCUCCAUCUACAGUCCACCCGUGACGCCGUUGGAGACGGGCUUCGAGCCGACGCACCCUCGUCAGGCGAGCCAGACCCUGCCGACCCUUCGACACACGCAACAGCAUCAGCAGCAGCAGCAGCAGCAGCAGCAACAAGAGGAACAGGAGACCAGCUUCCCUCUUCCCAUCUGGCACGAGGGUCGAAUGCCCGUGUUGCCGGGGGGCCAACAGAAGCCGCAGUCCUCGGAGCCCGGAUCCGGCCUUCGAGAUCGAGACGACCGGCUCAACGAGGAAUCAUCGGCGUCUGGACAAUUCGCCCAUCCGCAGACGCCCAAUCCGAUUGGCCGACAACCGAACGACUCGGACAAAGGACCGGACACUCGGCCAUGGUGGAGUGCUCGAGGCGGAGGCGGCGUCUCGAACGAACCCGAGGCCAGGAAGACGCUCGUGUCCGAUGGUGUCGCGAUGGGCACUCCAACCGACCAGUCGGUCUUCGUGGAUGGCCAGACGGGGCUCGGAAAGCCGACGUCUGGGCAUGUACAGAGCACCCUCGUCAACUGUAAGUAA